AGACAAAAUGAGCAAACGAGAGCCGAGGAAACGAGCACACGACUCAACAAAUGAGGCAGCUGCUCCCGGCGGAAAUGACAGUGAACCCCCGCAACAACAAAUAAUGCCAAUAAUUAACAAACGAUAUAUGGUCGAGAAAUUCAUUAUUAAUACUGUGAAAAAGGUGGUCGCCGUAAUUAUACACAUUGAUUUUCGAAAACCGCCGCAAGAAGUCCGCACGAAUAACUAUAAAUCCAUUGAGAAUCACGAGCAAGGAGCGAAAGAGCUCAUGUAUUAUGUGCAUUAUGAGGAGUUGGAUCGGAGGAAUGAUGAAUGGAUUACGCUGGACAAAAUUCUCGUAAACGAAGUGGUAGUCGAGCCGGUGAUCAAAGUGCCCACAAAAGCGCCUGUCGAAGAUCUACACAAGGAAAUUGUCGUCGGACCGCCCGUCAUAAAGCCAUCUGGAGCCCUAACACGAAGUCAGCGGAGGACAUUGGAAGAAUAUUCACAUUUAAAAACGGAUCUUAAUGAUUUGGACGCCACGACCGCCCGGCUAGAACGGGAACAUGAAGAACGUACAAAAGUGAAGAACAUACCACAAAUAACGAUAGGCGCUCACGAGAUUCUCGCCUGGUACUAUUCACCGUUUCCGCCUGACUGUGAAAAUUUGGACAUUUAUAUGUGUGAAUAUUGCCUACUCUACACACCUCAUCACGAACGAUUCAAGCAGCACAUUGAUACGUGCAAAGUGCGUCAACCUCCCGGAAAUGAAAUCUACCGAAAAGAUCAUCUAUCAGUGUACGAAGUGGACGGAAGUGGACAGAAGCUCUACUGUCAGUGCUUAUGCCUACUUUCCAAACUUUUCAUGGAUCACAAGACGCUCUACUUUGACGUCGAUGAUUUCAUGUUUUAUGUGCUUUGCGAGACAGACGAGCACGGAGCCCAUAUAGUUGGCUACUUUUCACGAGAAGUCGAAUCGGCAAAUAAUUUGGCGUGUAUAAUGGUUUUUCCGCCGUUUCAGAAGAAGGGAUACGGAAAAUUGUUGAUUCAGUUUAGUUACGAGCUAUCCCGCCGCGAAGGAUACAUUGGAAUGCCCGAAAAACCGUUGUCAGACCUCGGAAAAGUGUCAUAUCGCAGCUAUUGGUGGUGGCGACUGAUGAAAUUGUUUCAUAUACACCAGGGACAUACAGUAACCGCCACGUUUUUGUCGAAUGAGUCGGGCAUCGCCGUCGAUGAUAUUGUUUCGACGUUGAUUACGAUGCGCAUGUGCCGACAGUAUAAGGAACCCGAAUUCAUUCCCGGCGAGUGGUACGUACGAAUUCAUCGAAAAAUAGUGGAUCAUUGUGUAAUGUGUGGCUAUGGUAAACCGCCAAGGCUCCUACUCGACCGGACCAAAGUCCGCUGGGCUCCGGCCCAAACUCGGCCCGAAUUCGAACGACAACAGCAACGGACGGCCGCAGCGAUGACGUCACGCAGGGCCUCGAAAUCGCAAAACGUCACACCCCUGGUCACGCCCCUAGCCACGCCCCCAAUUGAGCAGAAGCCUGUAUUUCAGAAGACACCUACACCCCGUCGCCGCUGACAGACCACCAUGUAGCUACGGAUGCUCCCGACCAUAUCUCAUUGCCAUUGAACUGAAAAUUUGUAAAUUUUGCCGGUUUUUUUUAAAUGGAAAUUUAUGGAAUUUUGAAUUUUUUGAAAAAAAAAUUUGCAAAAAAAUUUUUUUUUUCGAAAAUUUUUUUUGAAAUUUUUUUUCGAAAUUUUAAUUUUUAAUUUCCCUCCUCGAAAACCCCAAAAUUUUCCAGAAUUUUCAGUAUUUUUUUGUCUUUCUGUAAAAAAAAAUGCAUUAAUCAUAUAUAAUCAUUAUCAUUAUAAUCACUAUUCAUUUAUUCAUUGAUCUCCUUUGCCCCGCCCCGCCGCCUCUGUUUUUAUCGAUUUUUUUCUUCUUCAUGUUUUUACGUUUUCCAAUAAACCUCGUAUAAUAAUUUAAA
This is a messenger RNA of Caenorhabditis elegans, 1970 nucleotides long. It is a transcript of the gene mys-2, whose product is annotated as Histone acetyltransferase. Gene Ontology annotation, molecular function: protein-lysine-acetyltransferase activity; histone H4K16 acetyltransferase activity; histone acetyltransferase activity. The transcript is spliced from 10 exons. Bases 8 to 1561 code for a protein of 517 amino acids. NCBI's taxonomy places the organism in Eukaryota, Metazoa, Nematoda, Chromadorea, Rhabditida, Rhabditidae. Gene Ontology annotation, biological process: chromatin remodeling; regulation of DNA-templated transcription. The record is from RefSeq and is marked reviewed. Gene Ontology annotation, cellular component: H4 histone acetyltransferase complex; nucleus.